Molecule: messenger RNA, 1910 nt
Organism: Arabidopsis lyrata subsp. lyrata
Lineage: Eukaryota; Viridiplantae; Streptophyta; Magnoliopsida; Brassicales; Brassicaceae
Product: heat stress transcription factor C-1
Exons: 2
Coding region: 587-1594 (335 amino acids)
Biological process (GO): regulation of transcription by RNA polymerase II
Cellular component (GO): nucleus
Molecular function (GO): RNA polymerase II cis-regulatory region sequence-specific DNA binding; DNA-binding transcription factor activity
Source: RefSeq, a predicted model, not a curated record
UAAGAGGAAGAGGUUUGUUUUGUGAAAAAAGUGAAAAGAAAAAAAUCAUGUCACGAAUUAGAAAUAAUUUUGUUUGUGCAAGAUACAACAAUUACUGCAAGGAAUUACAAUUGAAUCAUAUAUAUCCUUCUAAUCCGGUAUCGGAAAACCAGUUGAAAAAUCGAUGGACUAAGCUUUCUAUAUUGGGAGUACCUAACCCUUAGAAUUAGUCAAGCAGCUUAAAUCAUCUAUAUGACUAAAAAUUACAAUAAGAAAAAACACAGCCUAAUAAUAAUAUGCAAUGGAUCAAAUAACUUGUCACAUAAGAAAUAUAUUAACAAAACAAAAAGGGCAAAAAAGACCUGAAAGCUUUGAGACACACCUGCAUAGGUCCCACAGUUCACUCGUGACACCGUGAAAGCAAAAACACGAACCCGCCACGUUACACAAAAAGCAAGCCACGUCAAUAUAGUCUCACUGUCAACUACACUUAACUUACUAUUUUCACAUUUUAUUUCCCUAUUUUAUUUUGUUUAUAUAAACCUACCAGCCUCCUCCUUAAUUUCUUUACCAAUAAUAUAAACCGUAACAAAAAAAAGAGAGAGAAAUGGAGGACGACAAUGGUAACAACACCAACAACAACAACAACAACAACGUGAUCGCACCUUUCAUUGUGAAAACAUAUCAGAUGGUUAAUGAUCCUUUGACCGAUUGGCUCAUCACUUGGGGACCUGCUCACAACAGUUUCAUAGUCGUUGAUCCACUCGACUUCUCGCAACGAAUCUUACCUGCUUAUUUCAAACACAACAAUUUCAGCAGCUUUGUUCGUCAACUCAACACUUAUGGGUUUAGGAAAGUGGAUCCGGACCGGUGGGAGUUUGCGAACGAACAUUUUCUGAGGGGACAGAAGCACUUGUUGAAGAACAUAGCGCGUAGGAAACACGCGCGGGGGAUGUACGGUCAAGAUUUGGAGGAUGGUGAGAUUGUGAGAGAGAUCGAACGGUUAAAAGAUGAGCAAAGGGAGCUAGAGGCUGAGAUUCAGAGGAUGAACCAAAGAAUCGAAGCGACGGAGAAGAGACCGGAGCAAAUGAUGGCGUUUCUUUACAAAGUCGUUGAAGAUCCUGAUCUUCUUCCAAGAAUGAUGCUUGAGAAAGAACGGACAAAGCAACAAGUUUCCGACAAGAAGAAGCGUCGUGUCACGAUGUCGACAGUGAAAGCAGAGGAAGAAGAAGUCGAAGAAGACGAAGGGAGGGUCUUUAGGGUUAUUUCAUCAUCAACACCGUCACCGUCGUCAACGGAGAAUCUUCACCGGAAUCAUUCACCGGAUGGGUGGGUUGUUCCCAUGACGCAAGGACAGUUUGGUAAUUAUGAGACUGGUUUGGUGGCUAACUCGAUGCUCUCGAAUUCAACGUCGUCUACGUCAUCAUCGUUGACCUCCACGUUUUCGUUGCCGGAGAGUAUUAACGGAGGAGGAGGAGGAGGAGGAGGAGGAGGAUGUGGGAAUAUUCAGGGAGAAAGAAGGUAUAAAGAAACGGCGACGUUUGGAGGAGUGGUAGAGUCAAAUCCACCAACAACACCGCCUUAUCCGUUUUCUCUGUUUCGAGGUGGCUUUUAGCGUUUAGCUUCACAUGAUAUAUGAUCUUUAUUAUGGUUCUAUUAUUAUUAUUAUUUAUUAUUUGUUUUUUGUUCUUAAUUAUUUUAUGUAUAACCAAAAGAAAGAAAAAAAAUAAGGACAGAUCGAUAGUUGUUUAGGUAAGUGACAGAAGAGUCAGUAGUCAUCGUUUAUAGAAAGUUUUGACAGUAUAUAAUUUCUGAUUAUAUUUGUUAGAAAGUUCAUAUGUUGACUUUGUUAUUUGUUUUUAAAAGUAUUUUCCAGGUGAUUUGUGUAAUAUAUCCAUACUUUGUAAUAACAACAAUUUUCAUCUUCUUCA